This is a messenger RNA of Cladophialophora psammophila CBS 110553, 240 nucleotides long. RefSeq lists its product as uncharacterized. The coding region runs from base 1 to 240 and encodes 79 amino acids. NCBI's taxonomy places the organism in Eukaryota, Fungi, Ascomycota, Eurotiomycetes, Chaetothyriales, Herpotrichiellaceae. The transcript has a single exon. The record is from RefSeq and is a predicted model, not a curated record.
AUGACCUUUGGAGAGUCAGAGCCUAUCGCCCGGGACCAUAAAAUGGGCAAUCGAUACAUAUCCUUCCCACUAACACUCGCAAUGAAUACUCGGAGCUUCGCCAAGGAAAUUCUCCCCUGGGAUACCAGGCAGCCCCUCAGAUGCCGUGUCAAAGUCAAGUGGAGUAUGAAGGUCUCUUUUUCGACGACUCGGGACAACUCCGGUGCGAAGUUCGACACAGAUCGAGUUAUCCUCAAAUAG